Messenger RNA from Racocetra fulgida, 1206 nucleotides. NCBI's taxonomy places the organism in Eukaryota, Fungi, Glomeromycota, Glomeromycetes, Diversisporales, Gigasporaceae. The record is from the annotation of a GenBank genome assembly.
AUGAAUCAAUUAAUAGAAAAGCAAUUCUUGAAAACAGUACAAAAUAUUUUUGUAGAACAAAAAUCAGUAGAAUAUAAUGAAUCUAGACAAUCGACAGCAUUGGGUGAUGUGACUUUUAGAUGGUGUGAUGAUAAUCCUAAUAACUCCAUAAAAUUAGUUAAAGAUAUUGAAAAACUUCAACAUGAUUUACAGUCCUUUACCAAAGAAGCUGUUUCUGAACUUUUUAGAAGAUACAAUUAUUCAACAAAAUUUGACGAUAAAGCAAAGAAGGUUGUUUUAUCUGCUGUCCUACAAAGGCACAUUCUUGAUUAUAUCUAUGAACUCUCUAAAAAAACCCAAGAGCCAAUACUCAAGAUUAAAUUUUAUCAUGCUGGUGAUCCUAUUGAUGUUGAAGUUAUGGAUGGUAAUUGGCAAGGUGAUGCUAGAGAUUUUGAAGUUAAACUUUGCUCAUUUCCAGCUAUCUUAGUAAUUGAUGAUGAAAAAAGAAUAUUUACUAAAGCUCAAGUAAUGGCACAACAAAAAGGAAACAUUUCCAAUGAACGAAAACGUCCUAGAUGUGAAAAUGGUGAAAAUGUACAAGAGCUUUCGUUUCCUAAAAGAAUCAAAGGUGAACUAAGAGAUCAAAAAUCUGAAAUAGGUCCACCUUACAAAUUUGAAAAUCAAUACAUCCCUUCUCAUGAAUACCAACAUAUUUAUUUUGAUCAUAAUAUUAACGGGGGUAAUCUUAAUCGAGUUAAAAAUAUUUUACUUACAGGAAGAGUAAAAGUUGACGUGAAAAAUCAGUAUAAUAACAGUAAAACUCAAGGUACACAUAAUAUGAAAAUUCAACGAUGCUUGGAUCAUAAUAAAACGAACAUCAAAUCUAGCGAUGCCAUCGUUGAACGUUCUUUAUCCAGUCACCCUCUGAAUAAAAAGGAAAACAUUGAACAAGAUACAAGUUACAAAAAUGGUUAUUACGCGGAUCAUUCUUUUAAGAAAAAUGUACAACACGCGUGGGGAAUCGAGUCUGAUGAACCCUCAACUAUUGUUGUCAGAUAUAGUAAGAAUUAUAGUGUUAAAAAAAAUUGUGUUAAUUCGAAUGGUUGCCUUUUAAACAGUAAAGAAUUUACUCCAUGGAAACCUUGGGCUAACCAACAAGAAUUUGAAUUAGCUUUGAAUAAGAUCGAUCGUUAUUAUCAGGCAAGUAAUUUAAUGACAAUGAAGUGA